AUGGCCAGUACACACAGUUCAUCAAUUCUUGAUCUUUCAUUUGCCAUGGAUUGCACAGGUUCAAUGGGCGCAUAUAUAAAAAGUGCUACUGAUAACAUUCGUUCCAUUGUCGACGAAAUCGUAUCGAAAGAAAUGACUAAUAUUCGAUUAGCACUAGUAGAGUACAGAGAUCAUCCUCCACAAGAUACUACAUUCGUCACUCGUGUGCAUAACUUCACCGACAAAGUUCAAGAAAUGAAAGCAUGGUUAGAACAGUGCAGUGCUCAAGGUGGUGGUGAUACACCUGAAGCAGUGGCAGAUGCACUUCAUGAUAUUUUGAAACUUUCAUGGCGCUCUGAGGCAACCAAAAUUUGUGUUCUCAUAUCCGAUGCACCUCCUCACGGUCUCAAACAAUGCGAUGACAGUUUUCCUGAUGGAUGUCCACUUGGUCAUGAUCCACUAAAAAUAGCUCGAGAGAUGGCUGAGAAAAAUAUUACACUGUAUGUAGUAGGCGUCGAGCCACCAAUUUUGCCUUAUCGUGAAUUCUUUAUGGCACUUGCACACAUCACUGGCGGACAGUAUGUUCCUAUGAUGAAUGCUAAUCUAUUGGCUCAAAUGAUCAUCGCUGGAGUACGUGAAGAAAUAUCACUAGAUCGUGUUAUGAAUAGUUCUCGGAAAGACAUCAUUAAAGUUAUACAAAAAGCAACGUCGGAUGGAGUCGACGAUCAGGAAACGGCCAAACGACUUCAAAAUGUCUUUAUUUCGAAGAAAAUACAAGUUAAUCGAAUGAAAAACGAAGCUGGAGUACCAUCUAAGGAAGCUGAAGAAUGUUAUGCAAAAUGCGCUGAUAUGGCUGAUAUGCAGAGUAAAUAUAAAAAGACAGAACCAACCUCAACUACACAUGUAGCUUCAAUGGACUAUGGGCUGCAAGAAGAAGAGAAUGUAACUGUUGAACAGGCAAAACGUAUUCUACAAAAGGCUAAAAAUUGGGAAAUUCCAUCUAGUAAAGAAGGACACCAAACUGAAAGGAAAUCUUUUACAACUUCCCAUCGCUCAAGAAAGAGUGAAGACACACAGAGAGAUCAUAGUACACCAUGCAAAUAUGGCUCUAGUUGUUACGAUCAUACUGAUUAUCAUCGAGCAAAAUACUAUCAUCCCGAAGGCAAUAAACGACAAGGGAUGCGAACCAAUCAGCAAACAUCAUGCAAAUAUGGCUCUAGUUGUUACGAUCAUACUGAUUAUCAUCGAGCAAAAUACUAUCAUCCUGAAAGUGAUACGAAACAAAAAACACAAAAUAUUCAACAUACACCAUGUAAAUAUGGUUCCGGCUGUCGUGAUCGCAGUGAAUAUCACCGAGACAAAUAUUACCAUGCUUGA
Rotaria socialis is the source of this 1356-nucleotide messenger RNA. Lineage: Eukaryota; Metazoa; Rotifera; Eurotatoria; Philodinida; Philodinidae. The record is from the annotation of a GenBank genome assembly.